UUUACUUACUGCCUCGACGACAAGUGAUGACGUAUGGGUGUUGUCCCGUUUGGCGGACGGCGGAGACGAGCCAAACACAACUGUUUGUAAUUUAGUCAGUACUCUCGAAAACGAGGGUUAGGAUAAAUAACAAUGACAAACAAGACUCCGCGACACGCCUUUUCUUGUUUAAUGCUAAUAAUGCUAAUAGAAGAAGUUCGGCGCUGGCUAGCUUAGCAAGCUAAUGCUCUAAACCAGGAAGGCUAAUUAUGUUCGUCGCUCAUGGCUCUGUCCGGGCAGUAAGCGUAUUUUUGUUGUUUUAUGGAGGCAGGUAACUAUUGCUUCAUGUGUUUAAAACCGGAGCUUUUGUGGGGAUUAUUCCGGAACGACCGUAGUAGUUACUUAGCAUGCUAGUUAGCCACAAUCUUUGGAAGAAUGAGUAGAAAACGCAAACAAUUUAAAGGAGCCGAAGUCAGCUGCUGCGUGAAAUACUUCCUCUUCGGAUUCAAUAUUAUAUUCUGGUUACUGGGAGCAGCAUUCCUUGCCAUAGGCCUGUGGGCAUGGGCGGAGAAGGGUGUGCUGUCCAAUCUGUCAUCCAUCACUGAUCUUGGAGGUUUUGACCCGGUUUGGCUCUUCAUUGUCGUCGGAGGGGUUAUGUUCAUCCUGGGCUUUGCUGGCUGCAUCGGCGCACUCAGAGAAAACACGGUCCUACUUAAAUUUUUCUCUGUAUUCCUGGGUUUGAUCUUCUUCUUGGAGCUCACCGCGGGAAUCCUUGCCUUCGUUUUUAAGGAUUGGAUCAAAGACCAGCUCAACUUCUUCAUCAACAACAAUGUCAAGGCUUACCGCGAUGACAUCGACUUGCAGAACCUCAUUGACUUUGCCCAGGAAUAUUGGUCGUGUUGCGGCGCUCACGGGCCCAACGACUGGAACUUGAACAUGUACUUCAACUGCACUGACCAGAACCCCAGCAGGGAGCGCUGUGGUGUCCCUUUCUCCUGCUGCGUCAAAGACCCUGCGGAGGACGUCAUCAACACACAGUGUGGUUAUGAUGUUCGACGUGAUGGGGACCUGGAUCGGCAAAAAAACAUCUACACCAAAGGCUGCGUGGGACAGUUUGAAAAGUGGCUGCAGGGCAACCUUAUCAUUGUCGCUGGAAUCUUUGUUGGUAUUGCACUUUUACAGAUUUUUGGCAUCUGCCUUGCUCAAAACCUGGUCAGCGACAUCAAAGCAGUCAAGGCUAACUGGUGACCGUGAAGGUGGAGAUGCCUCCAGCACUUCAAGGUGCUCCUCCUGUCUGGUGCAACUGAGGACAGACAGCAAUAACGUGUCCUCCGAACUGAGUAGCACAUCCACAAACACAAACUGCAUUUAGCUCCGUGUUUAGCAAGCUAAUAGUAGCUCAAAAAUAUUUGCAAGUCUUUCAUUUUCCACCUAACUGGGAUUUUGACGCAGAUUGUGUAUGAAGAUGCACACUGCAAUCUUUUUUUUUAUAUAUAUAUUUUUUAACUCAGUUUCAUCAGAUUUUUGACAUCUUCUCGGACAAGUGCGUUUAUGUCAAAUUGUUGCACAAGGACACCUGUCAGCUGGGAGAUUAGAAGCCAUGGGAAGCGACAAAAACAAAAAGACAAAAAAGAACCCCUCCUUUUAGGUCAAGCGUUACAUUGUCAAUUCUCACCGCUCAGCGAGGGGCUCAGCGGCAGACGCACGGAUCCCUCUGUUUGUCAUCUUUUCCAUGGUGACCUCUUCUAACCCUUGAGCACUGACUGGACACGUCUGACACAUCACAUCUUUUCAGGAGAUUUAAAGCCUGAGUCAAACUGUAAAAAGUGCCAUUAAUUUCCAGUGAUUGUCCUUCUGUCCGCAACAAGCCCACAGUACCUCAGGGCCUGGCCGGAACUGUAUCGUCUGUGCCUUUUUUAAACAUUUCUCUUUCCGUCCAUGUCCAGUGAAUUGAAUUGGACAUACUCAAUGCAGAAAAACAUCCACUUAGGAACUGGUAUGAUUGGAUGGUCUGGUUUGCCACCACAGGCUUUAUUUCUCUCAGAGCAUUCCUCAGGAACAUGGGAUUACUUGUUUGGGGCCUUCUACCGCAUUCGUCUUAUGCUUAAAUUCUGUCUUCUGUGUUUUCAAAUAUGUCUGUUAGACAUUUAUUCUUUCUCUCACACACACACACACACACACACACACACACAUAUAUAUAUAUGUAUAGUAAACAGAUUUUAUAUUCCUGCGUUCAUUGUUUCGAGCAGGCUGCAACAGAUUUUCUCUGUUAGUUUGACCAAAUAAUAUCAGUUGGCCACAAGCAAAGAUUCUUGACUUUGAUUUUUUUUAGAUUGAAAGCUAACUUUAGCAUUUCUAGAUAGCCUUAAUGUGAAUUUACCUCUUUUCCUCCAGUUUACACAAGACAGUGAACAUACAGUAGCUGGAACAUCACGUUUAUCCUCCAUGCAGUCGUGUUUAAAAUAGAUUAGGAAUAAAAGAUGUUCCAUUUGAACAUCAUCAGUAUAAUAUGAAUGCUGCUUGAACUUGAAUUAGAUUAUUACGAUGUAGUACAGCAACAGACUCGCUUCAUGGCAUUUGAACAUGUUCUUGGCCUUGGGCUGUUGAAUUAUUCAGAUUGUUUGCACCUCAACUUUUUUUUUUUUUUUUGGACUUCAUGUCUCGUCUCUUGUCUGAAGCUGCUCAUUUGCAGCAUCGUGUCCCCUUGCCAGUCAAGCCGCGUGGCUUCUCAUCAUGGCGGGAUGUUUGCAUCUGCUUGGAAGUUAUGCAGCACACCGUCACAAUGUAGGUGGGAUGCGUUUAACUAUAAGCCAAAUACAACAUGAAAGACGAGCUGCCUUAAUAUUUUGGGAACAGCACAGCAACACUUUUCUGUGGAGUAUGUAAAGAUCUUCACUCCGUAGCUCCAUGUGAUCUCUAGCAGCGGGUACAUGUCACAUGAUGUGCUCGCCCACACAUUGGUGUUUGGAAGCCUGUCAUUCUGAUGUUUUUUUUAUGUUUUUUUUUUUUUAAGGCUUUGUUUGAACAAAACACACAGCAUGUUAUUUUACUUUAAACUUUAUAAAUUCUCACAGCCUCGCUUGGCUGAUGCAUCUACAGUGCAGCGCCACAAUUACGCUGUGCUGAUAAAUGAUUUUCCAUAAGAUGUUUCAGAGCCUUCUAGGUGUCAUCAGUGGGUGAGUGCCUCUAGCAACAUGAGAGAACACAGAUUUGCCUUCAGAGCCAAUUUAGGAUUUGUUGCAGCUUGCACUGCUCACCAAAUAAUGCCGCUUUUGCCUGAUGUGAUGGAGUUUGCUUUUACUAAGUACAGUCAUCCCUCGCUACAUCAUGGUUCAAACAUGGUGCCCUCACUAUAUCGCAUUCAGAAAAUAAUAAAUGAUCACUGUUUAGUGAUUGAAUAUGGCCUCUUAUUAGUCAAAACAAAAGCAUAUAUUAGCAAAUUGUAUGUAUUCCAAGCCCGAACUAAGCAUUAAAAAUGUCUAAAGCCAUUUAGACGAUGUCAUGUGUAGUGUAAUAGCUGUGAUUUUGUGCACCUUUAAGAGGCGGAGCCAGAGAAGUGACGUGUAUGAUGCCAGCUGGCUACUGUAGAGUUGCUGAGUGUUAGCAUGGUUAGCAGUGUGGAGAGUGCCAGUGCCUUGCAUGAGUUGUGGCCGACAGCAGCUCCUGUGUAAAUGUUCACUGCGCCACUGCAGUAGUGUUCUACUGCACUGGCCACUAGGUGUCAGGAAGACACGUCUUUUUUAAGACGUCUUUUUUUUCUAUCAUGUCAACUAUAUUGGGUAAUACAAGUGUAAAAUUGACUAUAGGAGUGUCUACAGAUGUCUAUAGAACUGUAAUAAUAAUGGUAAAAAAUUAGAUAUAUUUAGUUCUUAAACAGGUUUUCUAGUUCAUUUAUAAAUAAGGAGUGCUAUUUCGCUGAAAUUCACUUAUCGCAGUCAGCUCUGGAACCAGGUAACCAUGUGAUACACGAGGGACGACUGUACCACAAACCCCCCCACAACCCAACCCUGCCCCCAAGACACGUUUUGAGCGUGAGGGAAGAUUGAUGUCUGUACUACAGAAAAAUUCUGGGAGAGUUUUUCACUUGUGAUGAAUGUGCCAGAUUUUGACGGUCUGGCGGGAAGCAGAUCGCGGCCGUGGUGUCAUUUUUGCUGCAGGAUGGAUAAUGCCAUAAUAUUAUGUAGGCUUAAAGCUUCUAUCUAUUGUUGUUUAGGACUUGACGUUGUCCCGCUUAUUCAGCCUUUGUAUGCCUUUUAACAAAGGAGGGAGGGAAUUACAGUCAUUCUACUUUGUCCUUUUAUCGUAAAGGCCCUUACGUCAGGAACCAGCUUGAUGAUUUCCCUGCUUUCCCUGUGAGCUUUGCAAACAUUCCCGAGGAGGAGCCUUAUGCAUCCCAUGAAUGUAUAAGUGUGAAUCAGCAUGGACCUGGUGCUCCUGUCACAAGUCGGCUUUAUGCAGAGCAGUGCACAACACAAAUGAGGAAUGUGAAUCGAAAGGUGUCUUCUGUGUUUUCAUUUCUUUUUUCUUCUUUAGUUUUAUGAGCAUGAAGCAAUUCAACAUUCCGUUCUUUGUGUUUUCCAGGCAUGUGGGCUGACCCAUAUUUUAUAUUUUUGUAAAAGAAGCCAUCCCCUCCCACGCUUUAAAAUCUCUUCAGGCAGUUCUGUAGUUAGAAACAGGAGCAUCAUUAUCCACACACGUUUUACCUCACUGGUGGUCAACCGCGGCUGCAUUCAAAGCCAGUGAGAUAGUUUCAUUUGUUAACAGUACUGCGCUUGUUCAGGUCCUAAUGCUGCAUCAGCAGUCACAUAUAAACUCUCUGGGUUGAUCUUGCCGCAAUGUUUUUUCCUUUUAACAGAGAUGUAUCUGAUCAUUUAUCCUUUUGCCUCGCACAAACCACUAUGAAUAUUCUAAACACAGCUCGGGUUAGAUGGCCUGUCAGCGAGUAUGAAACCUGUGGGACAUGGUCUGUUACACUGUAUAUUGUGUUGAAAUGUGCUUCUUUCAUAUAUUAAAGGAUUUAUAUCAUAA
Dunckerocampus dactyliophorus (ringed pipefish) is the source of this 5007-nucleotide messenger RNA. RefSeq names its product tetraspanin 17 (gene tspan17). The transcript is spliced from 8 exons. The record is from RefSeq and is a predicted model, not a curated record. Bases 415 to 1227 code for a protein of 270 amino acids. Gene Ontology annotation, biological process: protein localization to plasma membrane; protein maturation; regulation of vascular endothelial growth factor signaling pathway. Gene Ontology annotation, cellular component: membrane. Lineage: Eukaryota; Metazoa; Chordata; Actinopteri; Syngnathiformes; Syngnathidae.